Molecule: messenger RNA, 20876 nt
Organism: Pelobates cultripes (western spadefoot toad)
Lineage: Eukaryota; Metazoa; Chordata; Amphibia; Anura; Pelobatidae
Source: the annotation of a GenBank genome assembly
CUAGCUGCUGUUUAACCAGGCCUUUGCUUUUUGCUCCUUUGCAUGAAACCUGAGCAGUUCCUGGUACAGGUCAGCAUACUGCAAGGCUGACAAGGCCUUCUAAACUGGUUCACUACAAGCCCUGCAAGGCCUUCUGAUUAGGCUCACUCUUCUUGUCCUGGGAAGUCUUACUGAAGUGGCUCACUGAUCCUGUCCUGGAAAGGCUUCCUGUUCAGGCCUACUCACCCUCAUCUGGCCUGGCCAGGCCUCUGAUAGAAGCAAGCUGACUGUAUGGCUACUGAGGCCUCCUGAACGGUUUCACACGCCUUUGGCCUGGCAAGGCUUCAUGAUCUGGCUCAACCCCAGCCUGGCAGGAGUGUGUGAUAAGGCCCCCUACCCCCUCCCAAGGAGGAAAGGCUUCCUGAACAGAGUCUUUGACCCAGCUCUAGCCCUGCAGCUCGUGUAGAGAGAAGCCAUCCUUCUGUAGAAUGGAGACUUGGAAUAUAUCUGUAUAUUAACCGUUUGCUGAUUGAGGAAUAUACCCUACCUGUUUUGCAGUGCACUGCUGAUCUCUGCAGAAGAAAUGCCAAUUGUUUGACUUCGAAAUACCUCCUGAUUGCUGUGUUCUUUGCCUCUGCUUCGAUCCUUCUUGCUGUGUAAUUCGGAGCUUCGUACAGGCCUGUGAAUGUGUUGCUCUGUCUCUGCUGUUGGCUUCCUGUGCAGCCUAGUGCAUUGUUUGUUCCCAAGUGGUAGGUUAUAUUAACUCUUCCCGUGCCAGACCCAUGAAUACUGAAGGCAGUCAGUGUGUUUUAGCAUGGCAGUGUUAGCAUUCUUUAAUGGCAUUAAGUAAAGUGCAGUGGUAACUACCAGAGAACACGUACUAUAAGAAUUAAUGUCCUGCUGUAUUUUAAGAACAUCUUUUACACUAUGGCUCCUGUAAUGUUUUUGUCUUGGAUAUGAACGUGUAAGCUAUAUCGGUGGCAGAGGCUCACCCCUGUGUGGGGUAAGUGCUGUAUUGCAUAAUUGUGUGGUUAGGUGUUGGUGCAAAUGACAGUGUGUUGCAGUACAAUCGGUAUUACUUUUCACAGCCUUAUGUCUGGGUAUAUUUCUGGUGCGAUUCACCUCCCCCUUCUGCCAGACUGUUUUUCCUUGCUGCAGAAUCAAUUCCCAGUCCAGAAAGGAUUGGUUUACAGUAUAACUCUAUAGGUGUAGUGUUUACUACCUUCCUAUGGGAAGUUGAUUUACUUAUGUAAUUUCCACUCUAUCCAGCUGUUGAUUUCGGAGGUAGUAAGUCAGUAAUGCGGCCUUGUCUGUCAACCUCACUUACCUGUACUGUAUUCUCUAAUGUUUUAGGCUAACCGUCUAUUCUAGGCCUCUCCAGCUAUAUUGCUUCAGAUAUCAAUGAAAUACAUAUAUAUUAUAAAUAUAAGCCAAACGUCAUUAGGGCAGCUUUGUAAUAGUGCUUCAUUCCUAGGAGAGUAGUGUCAAUCCAGCAUCGCCCAUAAUGCCUCAUGUCUUUACAGUGCAUGGCAAAAAGUUGGGUGACCUAAAUCCCCUGGACAGUUCCCUAGGCUUAAGGCAGGGCUUGACAAAUCUGCUUAGAAUGUAGGAGCCUGCUAAAAAUGUUGGGAGCCAGGUUAGUUAAACUAAUAGUUUCAUUUUGAACGACAGAAAUUAAAUUGUUAAAGGGACAAUAUAAUCACCAGGCCCAUUACUGCUUAGUGUAGUGGUUGUGGUGUCUAUAUAUUGUCCCUGCACAUUUUUCAAUCUUAACACGGCCUUUUCAGAGAAAUCGCAUUGAGGAAAAAAGGUGAGUAAACACCAUUUUCACGAGAUCGGGACAUACACACUCACUGACAGACACACAGACACUCAGUGAUUUGGAACACACUCACUGGCAGAGAUACUCUCCUUCACAGACACACCCAUUUUCUCAUACACUCAAAAAUAUUUUUUUUAUUUAAGUCCACCAAGCCUCCCUACUUUUGGGAGACCCGGAGUGGAUCCUUUCGCAGUGAGCUGCUCUGUAAUCUUCAAGCUUUUCUUUGUUUGCUCCUUCGCGCGCUGUUUAGUGAUGUCGAGGCCGGAGUGACGUCAUAUUCCGGCACCCAGCUCACUGCCGCAAGGGAGCAGAGUAAGAAUAGCAGGAAGAUUACAGCUCCCUACAUGCUUGCUGGGUCGGCCGCCUGGCCACCUCCAUGAUCCCUCGGUUGAACAGGCUAACAAACAUCCAGGUGCCAGGACAAAAUUCUUAUUCGCCAUGGCAACCUAGUGCCUGCAAUUUGUCUAGCCCUGGUUUAAAGAACCACUAUAGUGCCAGGAAAACAUACUCGUUUUCUUGGCACUAUAGUGGCCUGAGGGUGCCCCCACCCUCAGGGACCCCCUCCCGCCAAGCUCUGGGGAGAGGAAGGGGUUAAAAUCUUACCUUUCUUCAGCCCCGGGCGAGGGAGCUCCCGCCUCCUCUCCUCCUCUUCGGCUGAAUGCGCAUGCGCGGCAGGAGCUGCGCGCGCAUUCAGCCAGUCUCAUUGGAAAGCAUUCAUAAUGCUUUCCUAUGGAUGCUGGCGUCUUCUCACUGUGAUUUUCACAGUGAGAAGCACGCAAACGCCUCUAGCAGCUGUCAGUGAGACAGACAUUAGAGGCUCGAUUAACCCAUUUAUAAACAUUGCCGAUUCUCUGAAACUGCUAUGUUUAUAAAAAAAAGGGUUAAUCCUAGCUGGACCAGGCACCCAGACCACUUCAUUAAGCUGAAGUGGUCUGGGUGUCUAUAGUGGUCCUUUAAGGGGACGCUGAAGAUGCUUUGAACUGUGACUGCAAUGAUUUGUAGCCAUGCUUUACCUUGAACAGAAUGAUGAGAGUCCUAGUCAACAGCAUUUAGAGGUCAGUUGCACCCUCUAAUUACUGUAGUUAGUACCCUAACCCUAAAAAAAUGUCUACCUUCUUAACCAAACCAAAAUGGUGCAAUUGAUGAUGUCUCUUAUGAAUGGCAUUGGAAUGAUAGCCCUCUCUUUACAGUUUUACUCAAAUAUUGCCCUACAUUUUUAAAACCCUGUUUUCACUGAACUAUUUUGAAUGGAUACUUUUAGAGAUUUAGCUCAGCAAGAGCUGGAGAACAAUAACCUGCUUUAGAGGGCCCCUCUUGGCCAGUGGUGAGCAAAUGGUAGGUACCGAGAUUUUGUAGAACUGCAGCUUUCAUUAUGCUUUGACAUUCUAAAGUCUAGCAAAGCAUCAUGGCAGCUGUAGUUCUAUAACUCAUGGGAAUGUACUGUAUGCAGUAUAACCAUUUCAUCUUGUUAAUUUGGUAUAGACUUAGAGCCUGGAGACCCUUGGUGCAGUCCCUGCAUUUAGUAUUAAACUAUUUUGGAUUGGUUUAGCAUUGAAAGAGGAGGGUCCCUGGCCAUCCAAAGCCUGCUCCCCACAGGUGUUAUAGCUAACGCAGAGAUUCCAAUUUUCGUCAUACACAUACAUACCAGCAGUGGAGUGCUGUGAUAAACAGAGUGGUCAGCUGACACUCUCGUACUUCCUCAUUAGUCCUAGUAGCACAGAGGAGCUGGGAUGCCAGGACCCUUCUUUAGCAUUAAACCAUGCACAAAAUGGAGGGACUGCAACCAGGGACUCCAAUGAGAUCGUGAUUACAGUGCCUAGAGUGUCCUUAUAAGUAUACCACAACUGAUGCACAUCCACAGACAUGCAACAGUAGAGUGGAGGCUCCAGCCAUCAGGAAGCUCUCAUUCGGCAGUAUGAGGUUAGAGGUUUGUAUGGAAUGUGUACUUCAGCCAAUAGCAGUAGUUCCAGUCAUCAGAUCCGAUGACUGGAGCUGAUAAAUAAGCUUUAACAGCCUAUUGAUAGCUCUGUUUAGCAGCCUUUUGAUGUAUACUAUUCUCUUUUACAUUCUGAGGGGAAAAGAGACAGUGGCCCUGAAUUUGACAAAUCUAUGGAUUUAUAAACUAUGUGAAAGGGUACAUGGACCUUCCUUGCAACAUAACGUGCGCAAUGGGCAAGGGUUUCUGUAUUGCUUGGAGUGUCCCUUUAAUGUGUCCUUACGUAGGAUUGGAACAGUAGCUCAUAUUGUACAACAACAGAAAGCAGCUCUGCACCAUCUCCUGUAUCAUGUGACCCCCUGGUUUCAUCCAGAGCUUUUGCUCCUUGACUUUUACAGGACAAAGUAAGAUCUGUCCCCCCUCAGCCAGGAAUUCCUGCUUACCAGCCCUUUGUGCUCCUCUCUCACCGACAGGACACAUAGUGACAGAUGUUAGGGACAGCAUAACAAGGCAGAGUUUGUAGAUCCCAUUGCACAUAGGGGGGGGCAAAGGGGAGGCCGCAGCUUUCUGCUUCAUUCAGCACCAGCUCUGAAUGACAUCAACAAUUCUGUAUGAGCGGCCAUGCGGGAGGGAUCAGGCCUAGCUUGUAAGGGAUGAUGGAUUUUUCAGUAAGCCAGGCAGAGCUCAGUAUUAGGGCCUCAUACCCAAACCCAUUCGCUGCUAGCCGGCUCCAGCAACUCAUGGAGGUCCAGUUUACACAGGUAGUAAAACACAGAUUAGGACGGCUGCUUUUUUACAGCUAUUUGUUUUUUCACUGAGCCGACAACACAGCAUUCCUUCGAUUUCCUGUUAGAGGAUUUACUGGGCCUCUAAGAAACUGUGAGAGGAAAAGGUCCUAUAGUUUUGUUUUUAAGUUUAUACUUGAGUUCGAGAGAAAGGUAUAAAUGUAAGUACUUGGAAUCUGAGUGAAAAUGUGAUUAUAUGCUAACAUGCCUGCACAUGUAUGUUCUCUCCUAGGUGACGGGGUGUAGUUCAUCAUGGGCGAUAUGAAAACCCCUGACUUUGACGAUCUCCUGGCCGCAUUUGACAUUCCCGACAUGGAUGCGAAUGAAGCCAUUAACUCUGGGCCUGAGGAGGAGGAGGAGGGAGAGGAAGAAGAGAAGCCAUCAGUAGGAGAUGUAGUGAGCACUGAACAUGGUUUACCACAUGCAGAUAUCACGGCUGUUAGUGUCAUAGUAAAGAACACUGUGUGCCCAGAGCAAGUGGACCCACUGGAUGUACACAGCAAGGAAAUUACAGGCCUUGGAGCUCGGCUAUUGCAUAAUGGGUUCAGUAGUCCAGACAUCAUCCGAUCUUCUGCACCAAGGUCUGUAGAAUCUGUCCCCACUGCUUCCAAUGGAGGGGAGAGCUGGACCCCCCGGCCAAAAGGUGUUAAGCCCAUAGAAUUAUUUACUGACUUUAGUACAGUGGACAAUCCUAUAGAUAGCCACGCAGCGGACUUAAUUGACAGACCACGAGAUAUUAAGCCAAAGGAAAGGCCAAUAUUUGAGUCGCCUGAUCCUGUUCUGUGUCGCUCUCCUGUGGAUUCUGUGUUGGAAAGCAGCCACAGUCUUACUAGGGUGGCGCCUCCAGCCUUUUCCAUCAGUAAGAUCACUGCAGAUAAUUCAUCACUAGGACGGUGUUUGGCAGCUCCCUCAAUCAAGGAGGAGCCUAUAGAUGAGAGGAUGGAGAGUCCAUGUCCUCAGUUGGAUGUUGCUUCAAAGGACAUUGGUUUGGAACAUUUGAAAUCCGUCACUGUUCACUACCCUAAAGACACCCCACCUGUCCCUUCUUGGACAGGCCCAAUUACAAAAUCAGAGAGUAGCACUAACAACAUCCCUGAAAAAAAGAGUCCUCAAAACUACCCAGAGGAUGGAUUUCUCAAAACUGCAGGGGACCCUGAACCAGCUGUGGAUCUCCCAGGUGCCUCACCAGAGCUUAAAAGAAGCCCAGUAACUACAGUAGUGGGAGUAAAGGAGGAGCCAUGCUGGAGCCCAAGGAGUCUAUCCAGUGAUGUUGAGGAUGAAGAUGGCAUCAGUUCUCCAUCUUCAAACUCUUCCAGACCACUGAAAGUUCGCAUCAAGACAGUAAAGACCCAGUCAGGAAGUAUCACCAGAACAGUCACAAGGGUAUCCUCUGAUUCAGAUACAGUAUCUUCAAUGCAAAUUACAGAGGAAACCCCCCAAGAGCCAGUCUCUGAGCCCCCUCAGGAGAAAGGCGUAGAUGCAAAAGAAGAUGUCACGCAAACCCCUGUGAAUGAGAAAUCAGACUCUUCUGGUCCUGCCAAGAUGGAACCGUCACAGAUUCCCAAAGUGCAGUUAGGAAAUGGGGUAAAACUGAAAGGAUCAGUGCUGCCAGUGUCCACCAUUCAGAAUGCAAGUAGUGUGAUGCUAAUGGCUGCUAGUGUAGCACAGCAGAAAGCAGUUGUCAUGCCUUCUAAGGCUAGCAAAGUUAUGACCAAGAACAUCAUUCACCUGGUGCAGCAGCCACUUCCAAACGCAGCGUCUCUGACUAAUAUCAGUGCUGGAAGCCAAGUGUCUUCAAGCACCACAGUCACCACCACAGCAAGCCCCCAGCGUAAUGCUACUGUGCUGAUGGUACAGUCACAGAAGCCAACCCCUGCUGUAGCUGGGACAGUCAUCUCCCGGACACAAUCGAGCCUAGUAGAAACUUUUAACAAGAUCCUUAACAGCAAGAACCUACUUCCAACUUACAAACCGAACCUCAGCCCGCCAGUCGAAUCUAGCCUGAGCCUUCCAGUCUUUGGCUUCCGCUGCUUGGAGUGUGGGGACUCUUUUGCCUUGGAGAAAAGCUUGGCCAGACACUACGAUAGGCGGAGCAUGAGGAUUGAGGUGACCUGUAACCAUUGUACCAAGCGCCUUGUGUUCUUUAACAAGUGCAGUUUACUCCUCCAUGCCCGUAAACACAAGGACAAUGGACUCGUCAUGCAGUGCUCACACCUGGUAAUGAGGCCUAUAGCCUUGGAGCAGAUGAUCGGGCAACCCGAUGUCACACCACUGGUUUCAGUUGCUGUCUUGACGCCAGGGAAGGCAGCUACCCCUGGCCCUGCGCCAGAAUCUGCGGCAACAGCUAGUGCCAGCAGUGACUCCUCCAAUCUCUCUGGGAACGGAAACUGUGACCAAGCCGUCUACUCCACUUUUAGAUGUUUAGAGUGCAAGGAGCAGUGUAAGAAUAAAGCUGGACUGGCUGUCCAUUUCCAGCAGCCUGGCUCAACCACAGCAUCUCGCAAUACCGUAAGUAUUUCUUAAAUUAAACAUGGUGGGUAAUAGGUGCCAAUAUAUACAUUGUAUACACCUAAUGUUCCAAAGUCUGUUCAAGGAACCAAUCUCAAUGUAGGCAAAGUUGCACCUUUGCGGUAGUUAUAGUGAUAUUGACUGCCAAGAUUUGCGCUAUUGAUGUGAAUUCUGAUGAUGCUAAUAUAUAGCACUUUUACUGUUUCUGAAGUCAGAGCAAACCUUAUCUGUGGCAAAUUCACUUCCAGCUAUAAUAAAUAACAAAUAGUUGUUGUCUGGUGCAGGAAUUUAGAAUAGCUGGAAGCUAGGUAGUCUGGUGAGAAUCCAGCAGGUAAGUUUAACAGGGUCUGAGCAAGUUGGGCAUAAUGCUGGCAGGUAGUUGGUAUGUUCUAGCAGGCACAAAGCUGGCAUGUUAGGGAAACAAUGGUUUGAUUAAUGGACAAGUGCUCGGGUUGGCAUUCAUACAUUGGGAGGUUAGUGCGUGAACUUACUGACUGUGCGGCAAUUGGUGUGCUUGGCAAAAAGCUUGAAGGUUUUGUUUUUAAAACUGUUGUGUUUUGCUAGUAUUUGCCAGUUUCUGAUAUCUGACAUAUUUAGCAGAAAGAAGGAAGAUUGGUAUGUUUGUCAAACUGCUGGCAUAAUUUUCAAAAUCGGUAUGUUUGACAAAAAAACUAGUUGCUAUAGUAAGACACUGACAUGUUCAGCAGGAGUUUUUAGAUGCUAGCUGGCAGGAACGUGGCAGUCUCUAAGGGGGAGAAUAUAGUAUAUUUGGCAAGAAAUUGGGAUGCUGCCUUCGCUUCAACAUGUCUGUUAUGUCUAGCAAAUAAUAUUUUUGGGCACUGUUUUACAGGUGUGCUCUCUUUGUCCCAUGAUGAUGCCUAAUCGGUGCAGCUUUGAAGCUCACCAGCGUAUGCACAAGCAGAGCCCCCCUCAUGUGUGCCCUGAAUGUGGAGGCAACUUCCGUAUUGAAAACUUCCAGACUCACCUGAAGGAAACCUGCCUUCACUUCUCUCGCAGGAUUGGUUACAGGUAUGGCCUGAUGUGUGUGUGUGUUCAUGGGUAUAGCAUAGCACUGGGUAAAUACUACUACCAUCUAAAUGAUACAGUGGUUUGGAGGUGUACAGACACUUGCUAAAUGUGUAUUUAAAACAUUAUAAUGGAUGAUUAAGACUGUGGGAUUUAUAUACAGGAAAAUGAAAACUGAAUUUCCAGAUUUAGGCCAAAAAAUUAUAAUCUGCCAAUUUUACCAACUGUACCAGCUAUUUUGUUUGGUUUUGAUUCUGCAUGGUUCACUGCUUGAUUAACCCAUUUGUUAAUGUAUCCUAUGCUGCAGGUGUCAGAGCUGUGCUGUUGUUUUUGGAGGGCUGAAUUCCAUCAAGUCCCAUAUCCAGACAUCCCACUGUGAGGUUUUUCAUAAGUGCCCAAUAUGCCCCAUGGCAUUCAAAUCUGCACCCAGUGCUCAUGCCCACAUAUAUACCCAACAUCCAGGAUUCAGCAGUCAGCAAGCCAAGUGAGUGAUGCAUGUUACAGGGAUUUGUGUUCAGUGGGAGUGUGGGAUAGUAAGGGCAAUGGGGACAGUGCCUGUAAGUAACCCUUGGCCAGACAAUGAAUUUAAGCAUGUCUUCCUCCCCGUUUCUUUUUUCACUAGGAUGAUCUAUAAAUGUGCAAUGUGUGACACUGUCUUUACCCACAAACCUUUACUCUGCGCCCAUCUGGACCAUUCGCACUUUGACCAACAGCUAGCUAAUCAGAGGGUCAGUGUGUUCAAGUGCCCAGAAUGCCCUCUACUCUUUGCCCAGAAGCGCACCAUGCUGGAACAUCUGAAGGUAUGCUCUUAGGAUGCUAAGCUUGAUGUUUAGAUAGCUAAUAUUAUCCUUUUUCCGACAGUUGAGGCGUACUUUGCCAUGCUACAAAAGGAAGGCUUUAACGACGUUAGGGUGGCAUAGCACACUCUAACAAUUGGGUCCACCCUGCUAGCAUACUUAUGGCUUGUUCACUGAAUCCGAUCGGGGGACUGCCUGACUACCAAUCCAAGUCAUGUAAUCGCGAUGACCCUACUGCGUUGUCAGGCAGAUCCCCUAACAUAUAAUUGGUAUAAUCCUAUAAUUAUGUAUAAAUCAUAUAUAAAUAUACACUUGGAAUGGGAAAGAAAAUUAUUAUAUAUACUUAUGUAUUUUCAUUCUACCUAUAAAUGUAUUCUUUUUACAUAAUUAUGUGAUUCUAUUAAUUAUAUAUUGGAGUACCUGCCUAACAACCUAGGCAGAAAGUCCAGAGAAUUUAAUUUGCAACCACUACAUUUGACCCUGUAACUUUCCAAAACACCAUUAUACCUGUAUGUAUGGGUUACUGUUGUACUCAUGAGACCUUGAUGGACACAAAUAUGUGUCUUUUAUUGCAGUAAAAAAACAAAAAACAGUAUUAUGACAUUCACGGUUAAAAUGCCAUGCAGGCAAAUAACAGCAUUUCUUAAUUUCUCACAUUAUUUAGAUGUUGUUCAUUUUAAAUGAUGUUCCAUAUAUACAUUUAUUUGAUGUGAAAUGAAAGCCCUGUUUCUACUGAAUAAACUGAUACAUAGUCAAAGUCCCAGUUUAGUCUUGAUCAAAACCUGAGCAAUUGCCUCCUUCCUUAAGGGAUUAUCAUUUAUGUAUAGCACCAACAUAUUCCACAGCACGUUACAACAUUCUAAAAGGGGGUAAUAAAAUAAAUGAGACAAUUAAAGGAACAAUAGAUUGGUGAGUACUCUGCACGAAAGAGCUUACAAUCUAGAAAUCAUUAAUGCUUGGUGCCUGGGCUCCGUAACAGGUUUCUUGCUUUGUGUCAUUGUGAUAAACAUUUUUCUGGCAGUGCAGGUUGCUGGGUUCUCCUUUUUUAUAACAUUGAUUUUUUUAUUUUUUUAUUUUGCAGACCACACACAAUAGCCAUAUUAGAGAGGAUCCCCCUCAGGCCCCUGAGUUACUCAGUCCCAAGCCAGAGCCAAUGGAAGUCCCAGUGACAAAGCAGCCGGACACAGAGGCGGAACCAGAAGCGGAGCCAGAACCGGAGCCAGAACCAGAGAUAGAAGAAUCUUCAUCCUCUGACAUGCCUAGCUCCCCUGAGGUGCGCAAGAAAACAAAGACGAAAGAAGCCCAAAAGGCAGAGGGACCACGACAGAGGAGUAACUGUUGGACUUGUGGCAUCUGCCAUUCGUGGUUCCCAGAGAGAGACGAAUAUGUAACUCAUAUGAAGAAGGAACAUGGAAAGGUCAGCAGAGCAUCAUGCAUAUAAAGUGGGGAUACAUAGACUAGGGGAACUGAUGGGAUUACUGUGUAUUAUUAGUUGUUUGCAGAAGAUGAGGUAAUACCCUGAAUAUUAAUAUUUUAAUUGGAGUACAGUUAAUAAGACCAAAUUAUUUAUUUGGGCAAUCUUUAUUUUUGGUUGUGCAAAUAAGCAUAAAUGAGAUUACAAUGUGAAUGGUUGCAAGUUUCAAGAAAAACUACAUGGCAGAACAGCAUGGCAUUCUUAUGACGUGCACAGGUUUUUGUGUUGUUAAGGGUUAGAAAUACAUUAAAGUAAGGAAUCAGGAACACAACAGUUGCUGCUUGCUCUAAGGCAUUCAUAAGUACUCUGCAGGAUGUAAGGCUGUAUACAGCAGUACCCAGGACCCGUCUCUACUGAGCUCUAGCGUGGCUAAAUUAAGUGUGUGUUAGGUACCGGAUGUCAAGUUCAGGUACAGGUGUGCCUGCAUUGUUACUGGCACCAUAGGCCCGGCUAUGCAUCGGUUUAGGCACAAUGAUCGUAAGCGUGUCCUUAGAUGUCAGUCUGUCCCAUAUUGUGAGUCAACAGGUGUUACGGUGAGACACUCAAAAGCGAAUAGUAAGUGGGGCUUGGUCUUCUGUUAAUGGGUCCAGUGCCCACUGUCGACCCCUACAGCUGUGUCAUGCCCCCUCUCCGUAUGGCGUCAGUGUCGAGGUUGCGGUUAGUCAUGUGUGGAGAGCACUGUGUCCGCCCUUGCGGGGAAAGAGUGGUGGAGGGAAGGAGGGGGAAGAGGGAGGGGGAGGGGAAGGUGUAGGGAGAGGUCUGCCAGAUUACUGGGACAAACAUAUAUAGCUGUAAACCUAGAACCUCCUGCAAUGUUUGGUCACUCUCAGAGCUAAUUAUCUGCAGGAGCAAAAUCAGGCUCUCUAACUGAAAGAGUUUAAAGAGCAGAUCCCAUGUAGGGAAAGUUGGUCUCUGUCAGUUAUUGUAUGUUUGAUGAUUUAUUAUUUUUUUCUUUUCCUGCUUACUUCAGUCUGUAAAGAAAUUUCCAUGCCGUCUUUGUGAACGAUCAUUUUGCUCAGCACCCAGUUUGCGCCGUCAUGUCCGGGUCAAUCACGAAGGCAUUAAACGAGUUUAUCCGUGCCGGUAAGUACACCACCCACUCACUCUGUGAUUAAGUCAGUAGUCGUUGAUUGACCUAUUGUUAUAUUUUCUCGUUCUCCAACAGAAAAAGCAUAUAUCAAUACAGUUUAUCUAAAAAAUGUUUUACCAGGAAAAAUACACUGGUUUGUAUUCACUAAACAAAGUGUUGUGGGGAAUCUAAAAUUUUAUUAUGAAACUUGGGCCAGGUUUGGCACAGUCUCUUUUCAAUUCACCACUGACUGCUCAGGGUGUGUGGGUUAGUGUAGCUGUAGUAAGUAUGCUACUGAACCUAUAUGGAGCUUAGCAAGCUUGUGGAACUGGAUGGACCGCACUGUUAGGAUGGCGUGUUGUGCUGGAGAGAGCAUGCCACUUGUGUGGAGUCGGCGCAUGGUGUAGGGGCUGGAGAGAAUGUGCUGCUCAAGUUAUUUACAACAUGUUAGACUUUGUCUUGAUAAUUAGUUGGAGAUAAGCAGUCAUGGCUUUGUUUUAAAUAUCACUGUCAUCCAGUCUGGUUUGAUUUUUAUUAAGUCCCACUAUCUCACUUGUAGGCAACCAGUGCUGUCAGCACUCCAGAUGUUGUGGACUACAUCUAACCUGAUGCUUUGCCAACAUUAUGGCAGUAAGAGCACUGUGUGAGAUGUAGUUCACAGAAUGUAUAGUGCUGAAGGUUGCCUAACGAUUCGCUUCACACGUGCUUAGUGCACGUCAGUAUAUUUUGGGUAAAUUAUUUAAAUCAGCCGUGUCACCUUCAGUAAUCUUUAUAUGUUUUGCAAAGACCCUCAAAGGUGACAUCCCUGCCAGCAAUGCAGUGGAAGGUAGGUUAAGUGCCAGGGGCUUUCUUUAGCCCCUGGCACUUAAUCUUCAUCAGUGCUGUAUUCCCAACACUGCAUCCUUUAUAGAUCAAGUCUUGCACUAUGUGAGAAAAAGCCUGAUUUCCACAAAUAUUGCUAGUGCCGACUGUGGAAAUUGACAAAAAGUUAGCACAGAAAACAAAGUAGUCCAUUUGUCUAAUGAUAUCUUUUGCCAGCAUAUUAUUACAAUUUUAUCUUCACGAAAUACUCAAACUAUAUGGUCUUGUAAUAGCACCACUUUAUUUAAGGAGUAUAAAUAAUUGCUGGGAGCUGCUGACUGUUAACUUCAGCUUGUUCAAAUGCAUUAUGUUAACUGAGCUUAACAUACGACACUGGUGUCUAGUGAUGUCCCGAACGGUUCGCCGUGGACUCAUCGAGUAAACUUUGACCCUGUACCUCACAGUCAGCAGACACAUUCCAGCCAAUCAGCAGCAGACCCUCCCUCUCAGACCCUCCCACCUCCUGGACUGCAUCCAUUUUACAUUCUUUGUUAAGCUGCAUUCUUAGUGAGCUGUCCAGGAGGUGGGAGGGUCUGGGAGGGAGGGUCUGCUGCUGAUUGGCUGGAAUGUGUCUGCUGACUGUGAGGUACAGGGUCAAAGUUUACUCAGUGAUGAGUCCGCGGCGAACCGUUCGGGACAUCACUACUGGUGUCUCCCAGAUUACCAUGGGUGAUAUAGACCUCAUGGUCUAAGUUAGUGCCUCUGAUUUCAGUUCUAUGCCCCAUUUCUGCUUUUUAUCUGGCCAGACUAUUAGCAGUUUGAUAGAUCAAUAGUGUUUGUUGCCAUUACAUUGGCCUAAAUGCAUUAAUAUAAUACUUGGCUCACUCCCCACCUCAAACUAAGUGUAAAGCAUUUUGGGGUUUUUAGGAACAGCUUGUCUGUGGCAUGUAGUGUUGCUGUGUGUUAAUGCAGUGACGUAUUGGUGUAAAUGCUGGGGAGUGUCAGGAUGUGGAAGGUCAGUGUGUGCAGGGAUGUGUGUGAGAAAUGUUAGUAUGUAGCGGUGUACAUGUUAGUGUGCUUGUGUGAAUUAUGGUCUAUACGUGUGUAAAUGGAGAGGUGCAAGGAGAUUUGUUUGAGGCGUCAUUUUGUGUGAAGUACUGCUUCAGCUAACUCAGAUUAUCACAGGUCCCAUGUAGCUGACAUUGUAAGUGUAUAGAAUCAUGGUAUGUGAUAAAUUAUUAAAAGGAAACAUCAGUAUAGCUUCAUGGACCCCAUGAUAUAAAACAUAACUUUUAUUGGCAGGCUUCAUGAUCCAAAAAACACCAGAGCAUUAGUAGCGUGAUGAAGGUAAAAAAGAAAGUACACAUAAAAUGAUGAUAAAAAUAGUUUACAAAAACUGAUGCAGAAAUCCUCCAUAUCUGCCUUGUGUUUUGUGUGAUUAGCCACACUUAUUCAUAAGCACGUGUUGCCUUAAUACACCAGCGAGAGCAAUUUUUAUAAACUAUUGUUUAAUAGAUGACAGGCUUUUCACUCACCAUAUUGUCUCACUCUCUCUCCUCUGCUUACUACCCUCCAGAUACUGUACUGAAGGGAAGCGUACAUUCAGCAGCCGCCUCAUUCUUGAAAAGCACAUCCAGGUCAGACACGGGAUCAAGGUCACAGACCAGACACGGAGUCAGGAAAUCCUGGUGUCCCGCAACGGAGGUAGAUUGCAGGUAUGUUGCUCUACAGAUCUUACAAAGAGUCAAGAAUUCCAAAAUGUCUUUCAGAUACUGCAACCUCUGUUACUGAAUAUAUUACAUAUCUAUAAUUAGCCAUACAUAGUAAGUUUAAAGGUACAUUGUCUUGUGGCAAGUAUUAACAUGAUUUCACUAAUGUGUGAAUUGAAAGCAAUUAAAAUGAAUACUAUAGCAUUAUGAAUAUAAACAUGAUUCCCUGAUGCUAUAGUUUAAAUCUAUUUGGGUUCCCCCCAUCCAGCCAUGUGAGGGUUUGAAAGGUGCAAUUUACAUUAUUCACGGCUCUUGUUGCAUCACUUUCCACCUCGCUUCUCGCCUCUUUGGCUGAAAUCAGUGUAGAGGAUCUCAGCCAAUCCAGUGUUUCCCCCAUAGGGAAACAUUGGGAGGCUAGAAUGCAUGCGCAGCAAAACCCUGCUCUGCGCCAAUCAAACGUUCUCUAUAAAAUCAUCUGAUUGUAUAGUCAACUUUAUUUUGGCUAUUCAGGAGGAAGCUCCUAUAGAGGCAUGCUAACCCUGCAAUGUUUUCAGUUGUGGGAUUAGGAGUACAGGGACAUGGCACCCAGACCUCUGCUUGGAGGUGAUGUUGUCUAAGUGCCUAUAAAGUCCAUUUCCCAUUUUACGAAAGAAUAGCCAAAGUGGAAAAAUUCCGUUCUGUUUUCUGUUUGGCUAAUUUGGCCUAAAAUGUUUAAUUCACUUAGAGUUCUCAACACUUGUUUGUGUUGGCAAAAUGCCAGCAAACCUAAGGAAUAAAAGGUUUAGUAACCUGAAAUUUGAUUGAAUUCUCCAAAUGUAAGUGGUCAAAUAGUUUAAGUUCUUACCUGGGCUCUGCCAGUUGCAGCUGUUCUCGUCUCUGUAGCCUUUAGGGGAGCCUCUAAAGAGAGCAUCAGUCAAUCCCCAUUAGGCUUCCCCCAGACCAGUGGUGCCGCUUAGAGGGGGGCCAUGACCUCCUACAUCAUGUUGUGCCCCCCAAUGCAGGCACUGUAUCAAGGGCAAUGUGCUUGGGUUUUUUAAUAAUUCCUGGUGGAGAAUAAUGAAUCCUCCACCCAGGAUUAGUUAAAAAAAAACAACACACACAUUGUGGUGGGGCUUACUGUGCUGUUAGUCUGCCUAUCCACACUGUCAUCCCCACACCCUGCCCCUCACACUGUUACCUUCCAACACACUGCCCCCCACACUGUCACCUUCCUACACACUGCACCCCUCUACUGCCACUUUCCUGCACACUGUCCUCCCCUUUUAGCCCACAGGUAAGAGGCAGGGUGGGGGGUUAAUUAAAUUUAAUUUAAACAGCUCUCCCCCCCAGCACUUAUCCAACACUACAUACACUAGACACACUGCAUCCACCACACAAACACUAGUUACACUACACAGACACUGCAUCCACUACACACAUUGCAUACAAUAUAAAUGACAUCCACGACAUGGAAGAAGGGGGAGAAAGGACAUGAAAGGGAGGGCAACAGAGACUUGGAUUCUUCAAUCCAUGGGAUAGAUCCAAGCUGAACGGACAGUGCAGUUACAUCUAAGGUGUGAUACAUUACCUAUAAAACAAUAGUAAAAAGGCUGCGCCACAGGAAGGCUAAAAUAAGUUCGAUAAAUAAGUGUCCUUGCGAAUAGUCUUUAUCACAAAAAGUGCAGUGUUGAAGUCUUCAUAAACUGUAUUAGUUCCACUUACAAGACUUCAACACUGCACUUUUUGUGAUAGACUAUUCGCAAGGACACUUAAGUUGGACUUUUUAUUUAUCGAACUUAUUUUAGCCUUCCUGUGGCGCAGCCUUUUUACUAUUGGUCUAUCCGUCUUGUUUUAAAAGGGUUUGGAGGGUUUCCCUUUUUAAGCUUGGUGCCUGUCAGUUAACUAGCGCUGUCUCUCUUCUUACAUAUUUCUGUGAUACAUUACCUACCUGGCUGAGGCUGCAGUUUGCAGAGGGAUUAAGGGAGUGUGUGUAUAUAAACACACAUACAUACAUGUUUUUUAACUGACCCCCUACUUUUGUUCCUGGCCCAUCAUGCGCCCCCCUAAAAAUGAAUCCUAGAGACGCCACUGCCCCAGACAGAAUGCUUCGGACUAGCGAUCACAUGGGACGUAAAGCCCUGCUGGCACCAAGUUAGAAGUCAGACCGUUCGAAAACAGUUUGACUACUUACAUUGUGGGGUGUUCGAGAUUAUUCUGGUGUCCAUAUAAAAUUAGUUACAGAGGACAGACAGCUGUCUAGCGUUUGCCACUUUGCUGUAGUCCAGAAUCUUCCCUGUUUCCAGCAGUGUGUCUGGAUAGUUUUCGAUUUGCAAUUGACCCCUAUUGGGCAAACCAUAGCAUAGUUGGGUUUAUUUUAAGUAGGAGGCGAUUUACAUGGAACUCCUCUGGUUUUAACUCCUCAUAAGGCAGCUGUGAUGUUAGAUUGACCUUCGUGACAGAAAUAUUUCACUUACUUAUUAGAACCAAAAAUGUAAAUCCAGUUGCACCAUGCACAGAAUUAUAAAUAUGGAGAUGCAGACUGCCUUUAUAUUACUGAAACCAGGGAGCUGUAAUCAUCUGCAAGUUACUCUUCAUCUAUGGAUUACACAAUCUAUACAGUCCAUCACAGCCAUUGAUAAACUCAAUCUGGAUAUUAACCCACUAUCUGGGUUUAUUAUUAUUUACUAUGGUUUCAGGUGGAGACCAAACUGAUUGCACCUGUGUGGUGGGUGUCUAUCUGCUGGAAUUGAUUGCAGAUCAAUUGAUUCCAAACCUAGAAUAAUAUUAACUACCCACAAAUGCCAUUUAUUUUCACUGUCAAACCAAAUGCACUCCAUUUAAAGGGAAACUAUAGCUCUGGAAAAACAAAGUUGUUUUCCUGGCAAUAUAGUCCCCUCUACCUCACAACCCUUCAUCACUUUCAUGAUUCCACCGCCAAUGUCCCUCCGCGUAGGUUCAGGCUCCUCCACCGUCAGCCAGCAGAUGGACCCAAUGCACCAUGACCGCAUUAUGACUUCCCCAUAAGAAAACAUUGUAGAAUACUUACAUAUGGUGUUUUGACGCUGUAUUUUCCUAUUUAGAGCGUGAGGACAUCCAGCGUCAGUUAGAUGACCAAAAGUCACAACAAGCUAACAGUCCCUCUAGUGGUAGACAGUCAGUAGAGGUGGAGUUAAAAACUGCAAUAAUUACCAUUUGCAGGGUUAGGGACCUGGGGCAGUGCACCCAGAUGCUUUCAAUGAGCUGAAGUUGUCUGGGUGCCUAUAAUGUCCCUUUAAAGAAAACACAUUAGUCGGCAUUAACAGGAUUGAGCAAUGAGACUGCAGGGGCAUGGUUUAUACCAUGGGUCAUCAACCUGGUCCCUACUGCCCACUAGUGGGAGAUUCACACUUUCAGGUUGGCGGCGGUGGUGGGGUCUCCGUAAAAUUCCUGGUGAGCCGUGAUGUGCGGUGGAGAUCCUGUCAUCUCCCCUGCCGGCCCAUGCAGAGCCAGUCAUGCUGUGAGCUCUCUCAAGGCAGUGGGAAGAUCAAAGAUCUCCCUCAGCGGCCCGCUGGCACUUAGUUCCAGCAGUGGGAGGCUCUGUGUUCCUCUCGCGAGCAGGCUGGUUCCUCCCGUGCUCAUGGGAGGACAGGAGAGUCAGCCUGCAACCAGCAGAGAUGCAGGCUCAAGUGAAAGUGCCACCACUGGACCACCAGGGCUUGCAACGCUAUAUGCCCCUUCCCUGACAAAGGUAAGAAGAAGGGAGGGGGAAACAUUAAGCUGGAUUUGCGCAUCUCACCCACCUACACACAACAUAGACGCUAUGAACCAAUCACAUACAGAAAUACACACUGUCCACACAAAAAAAAUAUAACCGAAAAUAGAAAAGGGGUGGGGGUGGAGAUAGAUUUUAUUAAAAUGAAAGUAUAUUUGUUUUUAGUAAAAAAAAAUAAAAAAAAAUAGUUACUCUGCACUGGUGGGCGGUAGGUAUUAAAAGGUUGACUACUCCUGGGCUAUACCCUAAACUACUUCAUUAAAAAGACACUCCAGACCCGUAACAUCCACUAGAGGUGAAGUUAACCAUGCAAGGUAAUUAUUGCAGUUUAUCAAAAACUGCAAUAAUUACAAUUAAAGGCACUUCCUGCAGUGCCCCUCCCACCCACCCCCCCAUCCCAUGUUGCUGAAUAGGUUAAAACCUCUUCAGUGACUUACCUGAAUCAGGCGCUGAAGUCCCUCGGCGCUGGGUCAGGCUCCGCCCACACUUCUGGCAAUGGCCAGGCUCACGUGCAUUAGAUCUCCCCAUAGGAAAGCAUUAUUCAGUACUUUCCUAUGGGGAUUCCAGUGACGCUGGAGGUCCUCAUGCAUAGUGUGAGGAUGUCCAGCAUCGUUUAAAACACUUUGCGUGGUUUAAGAACCCGGAAGUCCCUCUAGUGGCUGUCUCAUAGACAGCCACUAGAGGACUUAACCCUGCAAGGUAAUUAUAAAAACUGCAAUAAUUACACUUGCAGGGUUAAGGGUGAUGGGAGUUGGCACCCAGACCACUCCAAUGGGCCGAAGUGGUCGGGGUGCCUGGAGUGUCCCUUGGGACAGUGCACCCAGACAACUUAAAUGAGCUGAAGUGGUCUGAGUGCCUAUAGUGUCCAUUUAACCAACACAGGUUGAAAAAGCAAAAUACUACACCCUCUUCUCUAACCACAUAAAGCUGAUUAUAUUGACUAGAUCAUGCUCUCAAUGUGAUGAUGUUUGUGUUAUCGCUAAGUGAUAGGUAAAAACAGUGUUUUGCAAGGCUUUUUGUUAGUUAAUGGGACUACUUUCUGAUUUGGAUUGUCGUUAAAAAGUCUAAGGUGUAAAUGGGGGUUUAUGUGAAUGAAUUAAUAAGACAGAUUGAGUGGUGCUAAUAGGCAGUGUCCCACAAUUCCCUGGGCAGAAGGCUUUAAUACUUAUCUUGUUCUGGUUUCUUAGGCCUCAUCCAGAAAACGGAAGAUUUCUUCAGAUGAAUCUGGCAGCGAUGAGCCCAAAAAACCCAAACCAGCACCGCAAAAACAUAAGCGAUCCUUUCAAUGCAGAGCAUGCGGUUAUAAGACUAGCAGCCUGGCUGACUUCCGACAACAUAUACCCCAGCACUGCACUGACGAGAGCUCUCAUCAGUGUCGGGAGUGUGGGGUCUGCUUUACAUCUCAAGGCUCUCUCAAACGUCAUCGCGUUAUGACACACAAAAUGAAGGGUGCACCGGCAGAGGACCCUGAGCCUCCACCUAAGGCUGGAGAGUCCUCAGAGGGUAAGCUGACCUGCCAGGUGUGCAACAAGGCUUUUGACAGCCAGCUGAAUCUGAACACUCAUUUCCGGACGCAUGGCAUGGCUUUCAUUAAACAGCGGCAGAGCGGUGGCACUGAGAACUGAGCUAGCAUUAUUCAUUGCUUCUUCCAUCCUUAAGAAGGGGUUAGAGUUACACUUUAUUUCCAUGUCUGAGCAGCACACGGAGCCAGUUCUGAAGCUUUGUGUUUACACUGCUAAUAUUAGCAGAACUAGACUAUGGAUUUUGUGCGUUUCUACCUGGGUAGGAGACUUUCUUUAUAUCUUCAAAUCGAACGCCCAGAUGUGCCUUAUUACAGUUAAAGUAAAAACCCCCAUUCCUUCCCUGCCAAUUUAAAAUAUUAUGGCCGUGUAGUGUGCUGGGACUAAACAGAAAACAGACUUUUGGUGGAUUUAAAAAAAAAAAAAAAAAAAGUCUGCACCUCUUCUGCAGUGUGGUGCAUGUUGCACAGGCCUAGAAUGUACACCACUUCAGUCUGAUCAGCAGCCUUUUAUUGAAAAAGGAAAAAAACACUGUCAAGGAAGAAGAUUUUAAUAACAGGUUACAAUUUCCACUGGACAAAAAAAAUGGUUUGUAAAACAUUGCAGUAGAUUUCCAUACUGCAAUCACUACAUACACUUUAUAAAUAUGUAAAUUACAUUAUAAAUAUAUAUUUUUCUGCAAAGGAUUUUUUUGACAAGUAGUCCAGGUUCACCUUUUUCUUUAUAAGUUUGGUUUUGUACAGGGGUAAAACAAAGCUGUGAAGAAGUUCUUAAUUUAUGAACAGAUCUGUAAGACCUCCCCAUAAUGCCUAUUUACCUGCACCAACAAUGGCAAAAAAAGGUCACUUACCCCUGAUAGGGCAGAUACUACUUUUUACAGCUUCCCUCAGUCCAAGGUAUUUGUAAAUCAGAGAUGUGAAGACAGCUGUAGGACAUGGCUCAAUCUUUGAGAAAUACCAUUACACAGGCUUUUAUCAACAUGCUUUAUUUGUGUGCAUAGUUACAGACACUGAACGUGUAUAAACUCACCCUGCAGGCUACUGUGACUAAGGGCACUAGCCAACACAUGGCCUAAAAACAGGGGGACGGUGAACAAAAAUAAAGGUUAUUUGGUUUAUCUACUGGACCAGCAAGAGCAUUAUGUGAAUUGCUGUCCGUCUAACAGGUGACACCUACUUAACGUUAUUUCUUAGCUGGGCACUGCACCUUUUUACCUUUGCCAAAGUGGUAGAGAAUGCGUUAAAUUUUCUGUUUUAUACUCCAUGAAUCUGGAGUAACCUGGAGGCUCCUCUUGUGUUCAAAGCACACCAGUGUACAUAACCCUACUAUGCAUCCAUCAGAAUUCAAUGCCCAGGCAGGAUAUCAGAGACUGUUUGAAGUAGCAUAGAUCAUAGCAGAGAGACUGUGCGUCAUCCUACAGCUGGCUCCGGCUAGUAAAGUGAUCCUGAUUUUCCUGUCUUCUCUCUCUCGCUCUCUCUCUCUGAGGUAUCCUUGUUUUUAUUAUGUCUGUAAAUGUAUUUUUAAAUUAGAUUUUUUUUUUUUUUUUUUAUUAUUAUUAUGUUUUGGUUAUUUUAUUUACUGGAUACAACUCAGCCAAUCAUGUGUAAAGUUAAUAAAUGCCUGCAUAGUACCGUUUUCUUAUACAUUCAUUGAUUACUAGAUCAGGAUGAAGUUCUGAAACAACUAAAAUAAGUACACCAUACUCAAAUAUUUACCUUCU